Anopheles nili is the source of this 852-nucleotide messenger RNA. RefSeq lists its product as uncharacterized. The coding region runs from base 1 to 852 and encodes 283 amino acids. The transcript has 2 exons. The record is from RefSeq and is a predicted model, not a curated record. Lineage: Eukaryota; Metazoa; Arthropoda; Insecta; Diptera; Culicidae.
AUGGACGAGGUGGCCAACACGAUCGAUGUUGCGGGCGCUAUGGUCCUGAUGAACUCAUCCGGGCAGCAACACGAUUUCAAGUGGACGCACGAGCGCUGCAUGCUGCUGCUGCACGAGUACGACUUGCUGAAAGAGAAGUUUAAGGAUCGCAAGCACAAGAAGAAGGACCUGUGGGCGGAGAUCAGCAUCAAGUUUAAAAAGAUCUACGCGUACGAUCUCGAGUGGGACGUUGCGUACAAAAAGUUCCGCAAUCUGAAGCAAACGUUUGAACAGGUGAGAGCAAAACUGCACCAGCAAGCGAUAACCGGACAGAUCACCAAUCGCCCCAAAUGGCCUUACUACGAAAAGUUCGUGCAGAUUUUAGACGAUUCCUCAAUUGUCUCGUACAGCUUCACCGAUCGGCGAUCCUCCCACGAACAGAUGGAGGAACAAGAUUCUCAACAGCAUUCUCAACACCAACAUCAGCUCGAUCCAGGAACCGUCGGGCAGGUGCUGGGUGUAGAAGAUUUCUCCGACGCGCUCGUGUCGGUAUUCCCGAUGGGUGAAGAGCUUGAAAUUCCCGCCCAUGCGGACGAGGACUGCGUGGAGGAGGCAAAAAUCGAGCCGGUAGAACUGGGCACUGGUGUUGAGGACGACGAAGACGAAGAGGAAACAGUUGAGCUGGAACCCCCACACCGGAAGCGCUUUCGAAGACGGGUGAGCUACCAACAGGAGCGCCUCGAGAUCGAACGGGAAAAGCUGGACACGCUGCGCGAGAUCCGGCGCGGCAUCGAGUGCAAGAACGACAUCUUACGCGGCAUACUCCACGUGCUGCAGUCGAGGGUGUGGCAGGCGCACCCGGUGCAGAACUGA